ACCAUGGUUCACAGCUAGCAGUCGAUGGCGGUCGACAGCCAGUAUGACGGUUGGUUUUGGACGACACCACUGCUAUGCAGCAAGUAGUGUCACUGACGCGUUCAGAUUCGACAAGUCAGGACUUAGGAUCACCGCACUGACCAGUCCACGCUACAUGCAGACCUACCCAUAGCACUAGCCUUUGGAAGGUGCCUAAAAUGUUUUCUUGAGCCUUGACCUUUGGAGUUUGGGCUUAGGUCGGGCAAGCACUGGCGGUACAAAUCACAUCGGGCUGCAGCGCUAGCGCUGGAGAAUGCAAACAUCUGGUUACUACUGCAUGUGUAGUGUGCACCCGCGCCCGUACCCAAUUCACGCUAGCUGGAGAAGGUGGUCAUUCUCCCUUUCGCAGUUCAGCGCCAGAGGGAGUAGAAUAUUAAUUUUACUAUUUUAGGAGAUCAGGAGUUCUUACACUUGGUUCAUAGAUAACAAGAUUAGGUAUAUUUCGGAGUGUGCACAUGAGGCGUAUCGCCCGGACGCAGAGGCUAGUAUAGCGGCGACGCGAGGCUGGGAAUACUUUUGCUGUAGAUCAUGGAUGAUCGUUUGGCACCGUACCUGCUGGACUACCGGCCGAAUUUGAUGCUCAUGCUGCGACGCUACCAUCCCCAGUACUACACCUACUGCAGAAACCUGAGCGCUGAGCAGCUGCUGAUCAGUGUUCUGACGUCACCCAGAGUUCAGAGACUGAUUCUGGCGGUGGCUGCCAGGGAGAACAAGGAUGUCAGUGACGUGACCAAGGCUGCCAAAGAGAUCCUGGCGGACAUCUCGCACCGGCUGAGCAUCACCUCUGCGCGGCCGGUUGUCUACUCCGUCACCAAGCUCGGCGCGCAUCUCUUUGAUGACAUCAGUAUCAAUGUUGCCGGUCUGGAAAAGUGGAAGUCCAAGCUCAAAGAUGUUCCCCUGGUGUUUGUGCCUUCGCAUCGAAGCUAUGCCGACUUUCUCCUGCUGUCGCCGUUGUGUUUUGCACACGAUGUUCCUGUUCCUCUGGUAGUGGCUGGUGAAGACUUCAAGGCAAUGACGUUCAUAGGAAAGCUGCUGCGGCACUGCGGCGCAUUCUACAUGCAGCGCAGUUUCACCAAGGAUCUCUUCUACAAGACUAUCUUCUCCGAGUACGUGCAUGCCAUCAUGGAGGACGGCGCUAACCCUAUUGAGUUCUUCAUCGAAGGAACACGAAGUCGGACGGGGAAAGCCCUGCACCCCAAGAUGGGCAUCAUAGGCUACGUAUUUGACCAGUUCUUCCGUGGUGUUGUCGGCGACUUUGCCCUGUGCCCGAUAUCGGUGUCGUACGAGAGGCCACUGGAAGAGGACAGCCAUGUGCUCAGUAUGCUAGGCGUCGGAAAGCCUAAAGAGAGAUCAACCUCUAUGAUUCGAGGCAUUCACAACGUCCUGCAGAAGCCCAACGGCCGUAUUCGCCUGCACAUUGCCGACCCAUUCCAUGUACACGAGGAGUACAGUGACCGUGUGAAUCGUAUGAUUCACUCUCAACAUCCCCGAGUGGAGAACUUUGCUCAGAUGUUGAGAGACAGCACUGCCAGUGCAUUCUUACCUGGCCGAGGGCCACCACUAAACAAGGACGUGGAACAGGCCAUGCGCACGGAACGCACAGUGGUGCGCGAGUGUAGCUACCGAAUAGUGGGCAUACAGCAACAGUACAUGGUUGUCUACCCUCGCUACAUGGUGGCAAGUAUCUUGCUGCAGACAGUUGGACGCCAGAUGCCUCUAGCUCAAAUGGCAGAAGAGGUUAUCUGGCUAAAGAAAUGCCUUGUGCAACUUGGAGCACACGAUGUAGCACUGGAUGAAUUCAACGUGGACGAGGAAGUACGCAGAGCCGUGUCCCUGCUGCACCCUCCCGUCUUCAUUGACAACGAGCGCAAGGUGGUGCGUGUGCAGGAAGACGUGUCGUUUGCCACACGGCCCGAUGUAGACCUGAUGGAGUUGUGCACCAACGCCAAAGACUACCCGGUGGUGUUCUGCCGAGCGGCAAUCGAGCUACAGCUCGUCUACCCACACAACCAGCUGGUGCAUGUCAUCCACGAUGUGUCUAUCCUGAGUGUUCUGCUGGACAUCACACCUACCGACUACCCUCUCGAACAAGCUCGCCACGAGUUUGCCGUUCUGGCCGGAGUUCUGCGCGAGGAGUUUGUCUUCGGCAUCGCCGAUGCUGACCCACAGCUGAUAUUCAACAAUGCUGUGGAGCGCCUCAGCAAGUGUGGAUCGUUAGAUCGGAGCAAGUCUGAUGGGAGUCUCAGCGUCACGCCGGGAGGUCAGAAGCUUGUGCAGUUCCUGGCCAAAACAGUUCACCCGCUCCUAGCUUCAGUAUGGGUGUUUGGUACCACCAUCCUGCAGCUGUCUGCCGGACAGCCUGAAGCGUUCUUCAAAGCCACCACAACCAUUCCCGAGGCACAGAUCGAGGCAUGCAAGCUUCUUGCACAAGGGCAACUGACUUUCUACCGGUGCAUUGGCACGGAGAUACUGAAAGCUGCGUUACAGUCACUGGUCCACUGUCGUCUAUUGAAACGGGAUGCCGAGUCGGACAACAUCUGCAUUGUAACUGGUCAACAGCAAACCUUGAUCAGAGUGCUCAAUAUGUUAGGCGGUAUUCUCAAACAUGCUGGACAGCGUGUACAUAACCGACUGCCACACGGAGCGGGUGCACGCCUCUAGUGCAUAUUGCCUGUGGGACCAAGCCGGCUGAUGAUGAUGGCUGUUGGAUGGCGCGCAUUUGUCAUGUUCGCGGUGAUUAACUUGCAUUCCUGACUGGGCUCUGCAUUCGAUUUCGCACCUACUUGAAUGAUCUUGCUUCAAGGAGCUGUCCGGUAAAAAGCUUGGCCGUUGGUCUGUUAGUGCCAGCCACCAGAUAUAUUCCGAGUCCGAUCCUCGCUUCUUCAUUACGCUAUAGGCAGGCUACAUGUACUAGUACUUAAAGUGUACCUAACCGUUCAGAGACUUCAGCCGUUACUAUUUACAGGGAUCCCCUGCAUAGGCCCGGCGGGGUGUAUUCUGUUACAUGCAGUAUGCAUCUCUAGUUCGGCAUUAGUACAAUAGAAGUUUAGGAGCCCUUGGCCAAGGUGCGUGAAGAUGUAUUUCUGGAGUUGAGUUUUAAUAGUUUUACACUGGCCCUGCUGUAGGCUGGUGAAAUAUAUUCUGCGAUGCACUUGAGCCCACGGAAAUCUAUUUUUUAAAUAAAUUUUGUGUCCUAUUUUCUCUGUGAGUAUUAAAUGCUUAUAAUUAUAUAGGGUCAUUAUCGUUAGCUGUGUUCAAUACAAGCAACUGCUCUUUAUAAUAGCUUCAUAGAUAAGGAGUUCGAGCUUGCAAAUAGUAUGUUUUCAAGAUGAAUAGAGAAUUUCAGUUGUCGUUAACUUUUUACUGGCAACGAACUCUUCUCAGUUGCUGCUCAGUUGCUGCUCACUUCCUACUCAGUUCUUGCUUUGUUCCUUGUCAGUUUCACAAUUUCGUUAGAAUAGACAAUCAAUAUACAUGA
Molecule: messenger RNA, 3517 nt
Organism: Sycon ciliatum
Lineage: Eukaryota; Metazoa; Porifera; Calcarea; Leucosolenida; Sycettidae
Product: dihydroxyacetone phosphate acyltransferase-like
Exons: 15
Coding region: 568-2700 (710 amino acids)
Biological process (GO): triglyceride biosynthetic process; fatty acid metabolic process; ether lipid biosynthetic process
Cellular component (GO): peroxisomal membrane; mitochondrial membrane
Molecular function (GO): glycerol-3-phosphate O-acyltransferase activity; glycerone-phosphate O-acyltransferase activity
Source: RefSeq, a predicted model, not a curated record